Entrophospora sp. SA101 is the source of this 1341-nucleotide messenger RNA. The record is from the annotation of a GenBank genome assembly. NCBI's taxonomy places the organism in Eukaryota, Fungi, Glomeromycota, Glomeromycetes, Entrophosporales, Entrophosporaceae.
AUGUCAGAAAUAAAACCUUUACAAGUAAAAUAUGGUAAAGAUGUUGGAAUUUUAAGUUUUACUGAUAACACACUCAUUCUAGAACGACAAGCCAAAGCUGCAAUAAAAAUUCCUGCAAAAAACAUUCUCGACUUAUCUUUGGAUGAAAAGUCUCUCAUUACCAUCAAAGCUGUUACAAAAGAAGGAAAACAAAAACAUCAAUUGAUGUCUUUUAUUUUUGAACCAGAAGAUUCUACAACUGUAAAAUCAUGGUCUGAUUCAAUUAAUGAUGCUAUCAAUUUAGUAAUUGUGAACCCCAACAGUGGUACAAAAAAGGGCCAUGCUGUUUUUGUAAAAGAAGUUAAGCCUGUCUUUGAUGCUGCUAAAUGUACUUAUGAUGUAACCUAUACUCAGCAUAAAAAUCAUGGCAAUGAAAUUGUUCAGGAACUUGAAUUAAAGUCAUAUGAUGCAAUAAUUACUGUAGGUGGUGAUGGAAUUAUACAUGAAGUUGUUAAUGGACUUUUAACACAUAAAGAUUAUAGAAAUAUCCCUAUUGGUGUAAUUCCUUCAGGUAGUGGUAAUGCUUUAAGUAUUAGUUUACAUGGUGAAGUAUUAGGUUUAAAUCCUACAUAUUCUGCUCUUGCUAUUAUUAAAGGCAUAAAAUUAGACAUCGAUAUCUGUUCUAUUACUCAGGGCAAAGAAAGAUGUUUUUCAUUUUUAACACAAAGUUAUGGAAUAAGUGCAGAUUGUGAUUUAGGAACUGAAAAUAUGAGAUGGUUGGGUGAUCUUCGUUUUCUAAUUGGUGUAAUAAAAGCAAUUCUAGAAGGUCGUAGAUAUAAAUGUGAUUUGGCUAUUAAAAUUUCAGAGGAGAAUAAAGAAACAAUAAAAAGAAAUUAUCAAAACUCUUAUAAAUCAUCAUUGCCUAUAUCAACACCAACUAAUCACAAAAUAGUUGACAAAUAUGGAAGUGUAAAUGAUGACAUACCUGAAGAUUGGAAAAUUAUCAAUGAUGAUUUGUUUAUGUUUUAUACUGGUAAAGUUCCGUGGGUAGGCAAGGGAUUUUUAUGUUUUCCUGCAGCUUUACCUAGUGAUGGUUUAUUGGAUUUAACCCUUGUCAAACGAGAUGCUGUUAAUAAGAAAAGGGCACUUGAUAUUCUUUCUAAUGCUCAAACUGGUAGUCAUUUUGAUCAAAAUGAGGUUGAAUAUUAUAAAAUUGAGGCUUUUAGAUUAACACCAAAAAAUAAGAGUGGUUAUAUUAGUAUUGACGGUGAAUCAUUUAAAUUUGAACCAUUUCAAGUAGAAGUUCAUCCUCAAUUGAUCAGUGUAAUCGGAAUGGAAGGAAAAUACUUUCCAAAUGGGUGA